Messenger RNA from Penaeus vannamei (Pacific white shrimp), 1562 nucleotides. RefSeq names its product angiopoietin-related protein 7. NCBI's taxonomy places the organism in Eukaryota, Metazoa, Arthropoda, Malacostraca, Decapoda, Penaeidae. The record is from RefSeq and is a predicted model, not a curated record.
CUGGCACUGGCCCUAUCUGGGUUGGUCCAAACCCGGAGGAACAGUGCACCAAGAGACAGUGCCAAACUGAGAUCUGUGAGGUGAGGCUGUGAGGUCGUAGCCCCUCCGGUUAAAGAAUACGCUAAGAUAACAUUAAAUGAGCUAAGAUAACAUUAAAACAAGCCAUCUGGAACCAGUGUAGUGUCUGAUUGUAUUUUACAGUGAUCUAAUCAAAACAGAAGGGAUAAGACUCAGAAUAGUGAAUCAGUUUGGACUUCGAAGAGCAAAGAAGGAGACGAAGAAGAAGAAGAAAGAAUAACAAAAGAGGCAAACUACCAUCAUGUACCUUCUGGUGUUCCUUGUCUCCACUCUGUCGGCCAGUGAGGUCAUCGGAGCAAAGCGUCGGUGCGAAGAGGUCACCGUCUUGCAGAACGAGAUGCAGACGCUGAAGGAGGAAAACCAGCUCCUCCACGGCGAAGUGACGACCCUCAGGACCGCCGUCGAGAACCUGGGACAGAGCCUCGAGGGACUCUCCAAGGUGGUCGCGAGAUCCUUGCCAGAAGACUGCAGCCAAGCCAAGGCCAGAGGGGCGUGGUCCAAGGUGACGUUGGUCGCGCCGCCGGGCAUGGAGCCUCGGGAGGUGGCCUGCGACCAGCAAACGGACGGCGGCGGGUGGACGCUCGUCCUGGCGCGGCACCCCCCGUCGGCCCCUCGCCACCACGCCCGUCACGAGCAGCAAAUUCAUAGGAUAGGAUUCAACACGAGCUGGGAGGAUUACAAGAAGGGUUUCGGCGACGUUCGAGGGGAAUUCUGGCUGGGUAACGAAGUCCUUCACGCACUCACACGCGAUGUCCCGCACCAAGUCCACGUCCACCUCACCGACUGGGACGGAAACACCGCCUACUCCACCUGGGAUUACUUCAGGGUAUCCAGUGAAACCGACAAAUACCGGCUGAGCGUGAAGGAAUACCGGCCGGAUAGCACAGCGGGCGACGGCUUCCAUCACCACAACAGCCAUGCCUUCUCCACGUAUGACUUUGACAACGACGUGUAUCCGGAUCACUGCGCCCGGCUGUUCGGGGGAGGCUGGUGGUACUUCAAGUGCUACGAAUCCCACCUGACGGGCGAGGCUCUGCGCCAGGGCCAGGAAGACCACCACGGCCUCGUGUGGAUAACGUGGCAGAGCUUCCGGAGCCUCAAAGCGGCCACCAUGAUGAUCCGACCGCGAGUCCGGCCGUGUAAGCUGGGGCAAGUGUGCGUCAAGCCUCUGGAAGGGCGGUGAAGGUCCUGCGCCAAGCAUGCGGCUUCAGAUGAUGGGUUUUUGAACGUGUUAGAGCAGAGAGAGUUAAUAAACAUAUAGACGUGAUUGUGUGUGUGUAAGUGUAACUGCGCGCGCGCGCGCUUGUGUGUGUGUGUGUGUGUGUUUGUGUGUGUGUGCUUGUACGUGCUUGUACGUGCACGUAUGUGUUUAAGCAAAUAAUGAGUUUUGAUUGAUUAGAUACUGUUGUUAGUGUAUAUGGUUACUAUACAUUUGAAGAGAUUGAUUUUUAUAUUUAAUCCAGGAAAUAGAUACCUUUUGUCCC